UGUAUUCCACAACAAAGCAAGAAGAGAUGAUGAACAAAAACUGCACAAAUGUCAUGGAUGUAAAUUCAUUGCUGUCGGGUUCUGGCCGCAAUAAAUUUGCCUGUCAGUUUACAACUAACAUGCUUGGAAACUGCUCUGGGAAAGAUGAUCCAACCUUUGGCUUCGCAUCUGGACAGCCCUGCAUUCUUAUUAAAAUGAACAGGAUUAUAAAUUUUAUGCCUGGCAACAAGACAGCGCCCUAUGUAAACUGCACAUCAAAUAGUGAAGACAUGGGACCAUUAGAAUAUUUUCCACCAGGAGGGACAUUCGGCUUACAGUACUUCCCUUACUAUGGGAAAAAAGCUCAGCCAAACUAUACCAAUCCAUUGGUAGCAGUGAAAUUCCUAAAUGUUGUAAAGAACACCGAUAUACCUGUGGUAUGUAAAAUAGUUGGACAUGGAAUUUCUACAGACAAUCCUCAUGACCCCUAUGAAGGAAAAGUGUCAUUCAGCCUUAAAAUAGAAAACUGA
This is a messenger RNA of Bombina bombina (fire-bellied toad), 509 nucleotides long. Its product is annotated as potassium-transporting ATPase subunit beta-like. Gene Ontology annotation, cellular component: sodium:potassium-exchanging ATPase complex. NCBI's taxonomy places the organism in Eukaryota, Metazoa, Chordata, Amphibia, Anura, Bombinatoridae. The transcript has 4 exons. The annotation marks the transcript as partial. Gene Ontology annotation, molecular function: ATPase activator activity. The record is from RefSeq and is a predicted model, not a curated record. Gene Ontology annotation, biological process: potassium ion import across plasma membrane; sodium ion export across plasma membrane; intracellular sodium ion homeostasis.